Molecule: messenger RNA, 537 nt
Organism: Uncinocarpus reesii 1704
Lineage: Eukaryota; Fungi; Ascomycota; Eurotiomycetes; Onygenales; Onygenaceae
Exons: 4
Coding region: 1-537 (178 amino acids)
Cellular component (GO): membrane
Source: RefSeq, a predicted model, not a curated record
AUGCCGGACAAGCUGCUUAUCGCAUACAUCAUCGCCGACGCCCUCUUCCUGGGCGGUGGUGCGGCGAUGCUUGCUGUUGCUUUGACAAGCAGAGACAAAAUCCAAUCAGCACCGACCCUGGACAAUGUCGCAGAGAGGCUGCUCCUUUCUCACUGUCCACAGCUGGGACUGAUCAUCUGGUUUUUGACACUGAGGACGAGGUCCACGUUGAACGUGGCUUGGGGCAACGAGACGCCCGAAGUACAGAGCCUGCUCCAGCAACGGUUCAACUGCUGCGGCUACCUGAACAGUACUUCACCACCGUAUCAAGUCGACUCGACGUGUCCGACGGAUCUCGACGCGGCCCAGAAGCAAGGCUGCGUGGGACCGUUUUCCAACUUUGCGAAUAGUUUCCUUGAUGUGAUAUUUACGGCGGAUUUUGGGAUCGUUGCUAUCGAUGCCGUCUUGCUCUUGUGUAUUGCAAUGGUCCUCAAAGACCGCAAAGAGCGUGCGAGAUAUCGCUUGAUCGACGCUAAAAAUGGCUUUGGUACGAUUUGA